Molecule: messenger RNA, 3421 nt
Organism: Sceloporus undulatus (fence lizard)
Lineage: Eukaryota; Metazoa; Chordata; Lepidosauria; Squamata; Phrynosomatidae
Product: transmembrane reductase CYB561D2
Exons: 4
Coding region: 558-1226 (222 amino acids)
Cellular component (GO): endoplasmic reticulum
Molecular function (GO): transmembrane monodehydroascorbate reductase activity
Source: RefSeq, a predicted model, not a curated record
UUCUGCAGUGUGUUUUGGCCCCCCUGGGAGCCCCUAAAAGAAACGCUCUUUGCCACAAUGCCACUUUUGACCUUUUUUAAGGCCUAGGUGGGAAAAUGGUGGAGGUGGCAGCUCUUUGGCGAUUCCCCUUAAAGGAACACAGAGAGGAACCAGGAUUUGAAUAAGACACUUGGGCUUGUUUGCCAGCUUUUCUGGGUUUAAAAUCAGGCAACGUUAUCACAUUAAAGGCUGUAAUCACUGCCAACGUAAUUGCAGUUUGCUUUGCUUUGCCUUUUCAUCCAUUUGGACAUGUGCGUGUUUUCUUAGCCCUGCUUGUGUCUGCUCACCUCUCAUGCAAAUCGGCCAUGAUUUAACAGUUACCUCCUCAUCCAUCCAGCCUUGAGGAUAAAGUACUAGAGGUACAAGACGACUGAUGUGGUUUUUACUCUAAAGACAAGUGUGCCAUCCUUUCCCCCUUGCCUGGAUGUGCUGGGGAAGCUGAUCUGUGCUGCACAAAGGAAGCCUGGAACUGGAGGACAGUGGAAGGCCAAUACCUUGUAGAGUCUGUUGGAGAAGACAUGGCUCUGACUCUUGAAACAGAAUCACGAAUAUACCGCUCCCUCAGAACUGUCUUUGGGGCUGCUGCACACCUUGUUUCACUUGGAUUUUCCAUCUUUGUGGCUGUGCUUACAAGACCUGGAUCAAGUCUAUUCUCCUGGCACCCUCUAUUAAUGUCGCUUGCGUUUUCGUUCCUGAUGACGGAAGCUGUGUUGGUUUUCUCUCCAGAGAGCUCUCUGCUCCGGUCCUUCUCACGUAAGGCCAAGGUCCGCUUCCACUGGGCUUUGCAGCUGCUCUCUCUCAUAUGUGCAGUCCUGGGCUUGGCCAUCAUCAGCUAUAACAAGCACAUCAAUGGGAAGGACCACUUUGUCACUUGGCAUGGCCAGACCGGUUUGCUCACAGUGCUGUAUGCUAGCAUGCAGUGCAUGGGUGGUCUUGCUCUGCUGUAUCCUAAGCUGAUGAAGAACUGGACACUUACCAAACUGAAGCUUUACCAUGCCACAUCAGGGUUGAUUGGGUACCUUCUUGGUUGUGCCAGUUUGAUGCUGGGCAUGUGUUCCUUGUGGUUUACUGCAGCUGUGACUGGAGUCUCCUGGUAUCUGUCUAUCCUGUGUCCUAUCCUCACCAGCUUGGUUGUCAUGAACCAAGUGAGCAAUGCCUACCUCUACCGCAAGAGAAUCCAGCCUUGAAAGCCAACCUCAACAGAUACUUUUUGAGAUCCGAGGAGACAUCUCACAUCCUCUUUUAAAGAGACUACAGCUUUCUAUGGCGCUGGAGUGAAGAAUCCCUUUUUAUCUUUAUAAAUUUGUAUGGCAUUUUUAAAAGACUUCUGACCUCUUCCCACUGUUAAAAUCCUGAAGAUGCUUGCACUGUUGCAGCAAAAGUGUGUGUGUCCAUGCAGUGUUUUGUGUGCAUCUCUUUGGAAAUGUGGCUUUGUGGCACUGAGUAGUAACCCAGUAGCAGUAUUCUGCCACCUCUCCUCCACCCAUGAAAGGAAACAAAUUCCUUAGAUAGUCCUCUGCUCAGCUGAGUGCAGGAGUUCAGAGAAGCCCCUUACACAAAGAUAUACCUCACUUGCUCUAGAUUUCUCCUUAUGGAAAAAGUGAUUGGGCAUCAGAGGGGUUGGAAUAGGUAGACAUUUUAACAUUUAAUUUUUUAAAACAUUUCUUUAGUGUAGUAUGUAAAGGUUAUGUAAAGACUAGUGCUUCCCCCAUAACUGAAUAUGCAUACCUAAGUCUCUCCCUCCUUCCAGGUUGACUGAUGCACACACACAAAGUUCAGGCUUGGUCAACUAUAAUCUUUCAUGCUAGGGAGAAAGCACAGGGGCUGGUUUAGUCUACUGCCAUUCAUAAACAAGGAAUGAGGGAGUUGUCCUAGAUCCAGCUUGAAAAUAUAGGGAGACUGUGACCCUGUGAUCAUACAUCCUCAUGACCUCUCAGGGGUGGAGAGAAAAUGAAAUUACUCAGUUCUUUCUCUUCUAGAUUUUACGAGAACUUGAAUCCCAUGUACUACAUGAACAACAGCUUCAUUGCACAGAUAGGUAAACAAAAAUGAGGUACAAAGGUUUCUCGGUGAACCAAGCACAAAGUUAGAAAGGCUGUUUUUGUCUACUGUCAUACUUGGACACAAUUUUUCAAACAUUUGAUUGCUCAUGAAUAGCACUAUUUACACAAUACAGAUGAUGUUGCUGUCCCAAAGAUGGAGGCAUAGUACUGAAAUAUGGAAAGGAGCAAUUUUCUUCACAAAUGCGGAGCUGUUCCAGAAUUCUUCCACAAGAACAUUCGGGUGCAACUUGUCACACAGUCCAUGUGAUAGGCUUGCAUAUAUGUGUACAGUCAGCAUAUGUAUUGAUCUAGUCACUUAAUUUCUACGAAGAAGAGCUCGCUCCUCAAGAAAACUGAACUUCUUGACAGGCUCCUCAGAAAAGCCACAUGCAUUUGUGACUUAGGCCCAAUAAAUUCUAGGGUAGGAUUCUUCCAUGGUGCUUUCUCCCAUGGUUUUUCAUGUGUUUUCAGUACAGAGUGUGAAAGCUCCCACUAGUAGGGGUUGGGGGGGGAUGAAAGGUUUAUCAAAGCAAAUUGUCUAUUUUCCUAUCAUUUUCUGUUGAGAAAAGAAAUGAGCCAUCUUUGUGCAGGACAAAAAUGAGCAAUGAGAGUGUGGAAGAGUGUUGGUGUUGAUCUAGCUAAUCAUGACUAUCUCAGUGAAUCUAGGUGACACAGUUAAAUCUCAUUGCUUUCAAAGGCACUUAAUUGCAAUCAGCUUUUGCUGUACAGUAUUAGGGCCUUUGACUGUAGUCCCUUUUCCUAGAAUGAAGUCCUGUCCACAGAAUAUUAAAAAUACAGGGUGGAAGACUGCCUAUAACAAGAUAUUUUAGAGCUUUCUGCAACAGGGCAGAGGGCCUGAGUGAUUAAAAAAAAACAACAACUAGCAUUAAAAUGUCUAAUUUUCAGUGAUAUGUACCCUAUGCAGCAUUAUUUGCUUCAGCAUAAACUUUACCAUGUAGUAUUAUGGAGCAAGUUUUCCCAGCUUUAAAAGAAGGGUCCUUGGCCAUCUUAACUAUGGUGGUGAAUUGUCUCCACCUUGUCUUUUAACGGCUUGAGAGAAUUCUUCUCAUGGGCACCUGCAAUAGGCAUUAUAACAUGCAAGCUUCUCUUUCCCCCUAUUUCCCUGUAUUAAUUGGGUUCAAAUAAUUGCUUCAGUAAGAGUUGACAGGUCUUUUACACAAAUAUUGCAGUUACAGAAACUUUCCUGAUAAAGCAAACCCCCCAACAGUUUGCGCUGAAUGGUUUGAUGGGUCUCUCUGCAGGGCAGGUAAACCCAUCACUGAGCCUGGGCAAGAAAGAGCUGUAUUUGAGUGCUGAAUAAAAGAAGCUUUUAAACAGUU